Ascoidea rubescens DSM 1968 is the source of this 3060-nucleotide messenger RNA. It is a transcript of the gene INO80, whose product is annotated as chromatin-remodeling ATPase INO80. Gene Ontology annotation, cellular component: Ino80 complex. The record is from RefSeq and is a predicted model, not a curated record. Gene Ontology annotation, biological process: DNA repair. The annotation marks the transcript as partial. NCBI's taxonomy places the organism in Eukaryota, Fungi, Ascomycota, Saccharomycetes, Ascoideales, Ascoideaceae. Gene Ontology annotation, molecular function: ATP hydrolysis activity; ATP binding; histone binding. The transcript has a single exon.
UCAAAGGUUUCUCAAAAGGAGGCUCGUGCUUUAAAAAGACAAUACGAUUCAACUUUUAUAUCAAUUUGGAAAGAUUUAGCAAGAAAAGAUGGUCCUAAAAUUUAUAGACUACUAUCUCAAGCUCAACAAGCCAAAGUUUUGAAUCUUAAAAAAACCGCUUCUUUAGCAAUGAGAGAAGCUAAAAAAUGGCAGUAUAAAACUAAUAAAAAUAUUAAAGAUUUACAAGCUAAGGCCAGAAGAUCGGUUAGAGAAAUGUCAAAUUUCUGGAAAAGGUAUGAAAAACAAGAAAAAGAACAAAAAAAGAGAUUUGAAAAAUUGGCCGUUGAACAGAAUAAAAGACAAGAGGAACUUAGAGAGGCUAAAAGACAAACACGUAAAUUAAAUUUCCUUUUGACUCAAACCGAGUUAUAUUCUCAUUUUAUUGGUAGAAAAAUUAAAACAGAUGAAAUUGAAGGAAGCAGCUCUGAUACUCAGAUAUCUGCCUUGCAAGCUGCUGCUAAAGAAAAACAUAAAAAUGUUGAAAUACCUACAAAUGCGAUAAGAACCGAUAUAAGUAAGAUUGAUUUUGACAAAGAAGAUGAUGACGCUUUAACAAAAGCUGCCGCUGCAAACGCUCAAAGUGCGUUGAUGGACGCACAAAACAGAGCAAAACAGUUUAAUAAUGCAGAUGUUAAAGGAAUUAAUAUAGAUGAUGAAGAAAUGAAUUUUCAAAAUCCUACUUCUUUUGGGGAUAUAAUUAUUCCACAACCAAAGAUGCUUACUUGCACAUUAAAAGAAUAUCAAGUUAAAGGUUUGAAUUGGUUAGCAAAUUUAUAUGAAAGAGGUAUAAAUGGUAUCUUAGCUGAUGAAAUGGGUUUGGGUAAAACCGUUCAAUCUAUAUCGGUUUUAUCUUACUUGGCCGAAACUCACAAUAUAUGGGGUCCAUUUCUUGUUGUUUCUCCAGCUUCUACAUUGCACAACUGGCAACAAGAAAUUUCCAGAUUUGUUCCAAACUUCAAAGUUAUUCCUUACUGGGGUAAUGCCAAAGAUAGAAAGGUUUUAAGAAAAUUUUGGGAUAGAAAAAAUGUAGUUUACACCAAGGAUUCUCCAUUCCAUGUUUUAAUAACAUCGUAUCAAUUAGUUGUGGGUGAUGCUCAAUAUUUCCAAAGAAUCAAAUGGCAGUAUAUGAUUUUAGAUGAAGCUCAAGCAAUAAAAUCAUCUCAAUCUUCCAGAUGGAAGGUACUUCUUGGCUUUCAAUGUCGUAAUAGAUUAUUAUUAACAGGAACUCCAAUUCAAAAUUCGAUGCAGGAGCUAUGGGCGUUAUUGCAUUUUAUCAUGCCUUCUCUUUUUGAUUCACAUGAUGAAUUUAGUGAAUGGUUUUCAAAAGAUAUUGAAAAUCAUGCACAAACUAAUUCCAAAUUGAAUGAAAAGCAAUUACAGAGAUUACAUCUUAUUUUAAAACCUUUUAUGUUAAGACGUGUUAAAAAGAAUGUUCAAAGUGAAUUAAAUGAUAAAAUUGAGAUUGAUAUCACUUGCGAAUUGACAAAUAGACAGAAGAAAUUAUAUCAAAUGUUAAAAUCACAAAUAUCAAUACAAGAUAUUUUAGAUAAAUUAAAAUCCAACAAUGACGAUGGUCGUCAAUCAUUAAUGAAUUUGGUUAUGCAAUUUAGAAAAGUUUGCAAUCAUCCUGAUCUAUUUGAAAGAGCUGAUGUGAAAUCAGCUUUUUCUUUUGCAGAUUUUGCUCAAACUGGAUCAGUCAGAAAAGCAAGCACUAGCGGCGACAGUGCUUAUACAGAAUUCUUUUAUUCUACUAGAAACCCUAUAAAUUAUCACUUGCCUAAGUUAAUAUACAGAGAUUUGAUUUCUCCUAGCUUUAAUAAUCAUAUAAAGUCAACUGAAAAGACAGUCAGUCAAUUAUUUAAUAUAUGGGACCCUCAGUAUAUUAGGGAAAGAGAAGAGAGGGAUCGAAAAUCAUUUGGAUGGUUAAAAUUUAUAGAUACUUCUCCCCAAGAAGCCUCUAAAGUAAGCAAUUUGGGCAUCUUUGAAAGGGCUGUUCAAAGAAGACAAUACAAAGAUAUUGAUGAAUCAUUGCAGAGAUUCCUUUCUACAUAUGACCAGGAUAAACCAGCAUUGGAUAACAUUCUUAGAAAAAGAAUGCUUUUAAUUUAUAAAACUCCAAAUAAUGAUUUUUCCAAUACUAUUGCUGCGAGAAAGGGCUUAUGUUCAAUAAUCCAAAAUGUUUAUCAGAAGAUGUAUAUUGAAAUUCUUGAGCCAGCAGCUAGAUCAUCAGCUGUUGCGCCACCAAUUAAUGUAAUUUGUUCUGAUCGUUCAUUUACUACUGAAAAAGAUUAUGUUUUGUUUAAUGGAUUUAUUAGAAAUUCACUAAUGGAUCUUUCUCUUGAUAACCAAUAUUCUUUACUAUCAAAGAGAGUUCCUUUAGAGUUGUGGCCAAAGACGGGAAUGUUACCAACGCCUAUUGUUAGAAAAGCUGGAUUUUCUACCAUAUCCAUGCCAUCAAUGCACAGAUUUGUUACAGAUUCGGGAAAAUUAUCAAGACUAGAUGAACUUCUUGUUGAAUUAAAAGAAAAUGACCAUAGAGUACUUUUGUAUUUCCAAAUGACUAGAAUGAUGGACUUGAUGGAGGAGUACUUAACUUAUAGACAGUAUACUUACAUCAGACUUGAUGGAUCAUCUAAAUUGGAUGAUAGAAGAGAUUUAGUUAAUGAUUGGCAAACAAAGCCUGAGAUUUUUGUAUUUCUCUUAUCAACAAGAGCAGGUGGUUUAGGUAUUAAUUUGACAGCAGCUGAUACAGUUAUAUUUUAUGAUUCUGAUUGGAAUCCAACUAUUGAUUCCCAAGCUAUGGAUAGAGCUCAUAGACUAGGACAGACAAGGCAGGUCACUGUGUAUAGGCUUUUGGUUCGUGGUACUAUUGAAGAAAGAAUGAGAGACAGAGCAAAACAAAAAGAACAUGUUCAACAAGUUGUUAUGGAAGGAAAAUCUACGUCCGGUCAAAAAUCUGUUGAUUUCCAACACAAUUCCAAAGAGGUUGCAUCCUGGCUUUUGGAUGAUAAUUCUGUUUAA